Molecule: messenger RNA, 615 nt
Organism: Pyricularia grisea
Lineage: Eukaryota; Fungi; Ascomycota; Sordariomycetes; Magnaporthales; Pyriculariaceae
Exons: 2
Coding region: 1-615 (204 amino acids)
Source: RefSeq, a predicted model, not a curated record
AUGGCCAGUAGCACUACGUCCGUGUCGAGCCUACCUCAAAAACGCCCCAACAACCACCAUGACGACCACAACCAAUACCUCCAGUUCAGCCGACCCUCCGAGGGCUACAUAAGCCACGAGCCCCCGACUGCUGGAGCGAUAAUGACGAGUGCUGGCCCACCCAAUAGCGUCACUACAGCUGUUAGCUCGUGCGUAACGACAAUGGCAAAUAUUGCUGAUGUUGCCAACAGCGUCACGGACGCGACCAGCUCGGUGGCGGCAGCGACGGCCAGUCUCGCCUCUGUGGCUGUGACAAACUCGGCAACUACUUCAAAGUCGACUCAUAUAUCAAGCUCUACGUCGUCUACGAGAGCCAUAUGCAGCACCGGCCUCAGUAUUGAUACUUCGUUAACCAGCACUGACACCGUGACUUUGUCGCUUACCCUCACGACCUUAAACAUCUCACCCGACCGAGAAUCAUUCACCCAGCUUAACAUGCACCAAUGUCUUGCUCGUGUCAGACACCGCAACUACCGUAGCGCAAACAACGAGGACGCCAGCGACGACCGCCACAGCCUCUACAACCGCUGGACCAUCAGUCCUGACAAUGACCGGCCUCGAGCUCCGCCACUUUAA